Messenger RNA from Onychostoma macrolepis, 1523 nucleotides. Its product is annotated as green-sensitive opsin-1-like. Bases 265 to 849 code for a protein of 194 amino acids. Lineage: Eukaryota; Metazoa; Chordata; Actinopteri; Cypriniformes; Cyprinidae. The record is from RefSeq and is a predicted model, not a curated record. The transcript has 3 exons.
UAAAUGAACUUUCCCACGACAUUCUAAUUUAUUGAGAUGCACCUGAAUAUGCAGUAUUACCUAGCAGAUGCAUGGCAACAUAAGGCACUUGCUUUUUAUAUGUGACCCUGGACCACAAAAAUCAUUAGGAUAUUAAGUAAAGAUCAUGUUCCAUGAAGAUAUUUUGUAAAUUUACUAGCGUAAAUAUAUCAAAACUUAAUUUUUGGUUUGUAAUGUGCAUGGCUAAGAACUUCAUUUGGACAAUUUUAAAGCAAUUUUCUCAAUAUGAGAAACCCUCAGAUUCCAGAUUUCAAAUUUCAAAUUUGUAUCUCAGCCAAAUAUUGUUCUAUCCUAACAAAAGCUUAUUUAUUCAGCUUUCAGAUGAUGUAUAAAUCUAAAUUUCAAAAAUUGACCUUUAUGACUGGUUUUGCGGUCCAGGGUCACAUGUUUUUUCCUAAUUUGCUACCAAUCAGUGUGCUUAUGCUGAUGGUCAACACCUCUAAAUCUCAUUUUGGUAAACCUGGAUUUCUUUCUGGAAUCGUGGUUACAUUCUACUACUCUCUUGCUGGUUAUAUGGCUCUGGGUCACACAGGUUGUGCCAAUGAAGGCUUCUUUGCUACAAUUGGAGGCCAGGUUUCUCUUUGGUCUUUGGUUGUGCUUAUUGUGAUAUGUAAGCCAUUAUGGAGCUUCAAAUUCUCUUCAAACCAUGCAAUAGCAGGAAUAAUUUUCACGCCGUUCAUGACCUGUAGCUGUUCAGUGCCUCCAUUUUUAGGCUGGUCCAGUCAACUGUCUUCAACAAGCAUAAGUUCACAUGGAUCAAUCUUCUCUCCAUGCCUUGGAACAUUUUACUUUAAAGAAGACCUGACCUGAUAAUUUUUUGUUAAUGCAGACUAUAGGUAUACAUCACAUUUGGGCUCUGUACUCUUUAAAUAAAUAGAGCAUGGGUAGAUUAGUUUUUGCAAAUGCUCAACAUAUGGUUUAUCUCAUGUCUCUCCACCUAUGCUUCAAAACAAGGUAUAGCUCACCACUAAAUCUAAACAUAAGCCUCUUUUGUAGACAUCAUCACAUGACCAGAACUGUUUAAACCCACCCAAGGGUUCAGUGAGAAACAUAAUAGUAAUGACUUUUUUAAGUCAACGACAUCAUGCCUGAUUCUAUUAAUAUUAUUGUUUUUAGCUGCUUUGUCAGCUUUUCCGUAUAAAUUAAACCUUUAAACAUGACAUUUAAUUCUAGGUUUUAGAUUUUAUAUAAAGUAAUAAGAAAUGCAUUUCCUAAAUUAUGAGACUACAAAAUUGCAAUGCUUAUGAUAAGCUAUACCUUGAAGUUAUGUGCAUUCAUGGAAAACUGUAAUUUAAUAAAUAUAGAAAAAAUGAUAAAAUAAAUAUAAAAUAAAAUGGAUGAAUAAAUACAUACACAUAAAUAUAGUACUACAUUCAUCAUUGUUUGUAAACCCUCGCUAUCUUAUUUGACUAUCUACCCUUCUAAUAAUUCUUACAUCCUUAAUGUCUUUCUUCAUUGGAAAUGUUUGUGCUUUGGAUUUUGAG